Molecule: messenger RNA, 1299 nt
Organism: Parnassius mnemosyne (clouded apollo)
Lineage: Eukaryota; Metazoa; Arthropoda; Insecta; Lepidoptera; Papilionidae
Source: the annotation of a GenBank genome assembly
AUGGGUGACAAAGGUGAUGGAGAAACUUUCGACGAUGCGGUGGAAGAGAGGGUUAUCAAUGAAGAAUAUAAAAUAUGGAAGAAAAAUACUCCAUUCUUAUAUGAUCUGGUGAUGACCCAUGCCCUGGAAUGGCCUUCGCUUACAGCUCAGUGGCUUCCAGAUGUCACCAGGCCAGAGGGCAAAGACUACUCAGUACAUAGAUUGAUUUUGGGGACACACACAUCAGAUGAGCAAAAUCAUUUGCUUAUUGCUAGUGUCCAACUACCAAAUGAGGAUGCACAGUUUGAUGCGAGCCAUUAUGACAAUGAUAAAGGUGAAUUUGGUGGCUUUGGUUCAGUUUCUGGUAAAAUUGACAUAGAAAUCAAGAUCAAUCACGAAGGUGAAGUGAAUAGGGCACGCUAUAUGCCUCAGAAUCCCUGUGUCAUUGCCACCAAAACUCCUUCCUCUGAUGUCUUAGUGUUUGAUUACACUAAGCAUCCAUCAAAACCAGAACCCUCCGGCGAGUGUCACCCUGACCUCAGGUUGCGUGGGCACCAAAAAGAAGGUUAUGGUUUAUCAUGGAAUCCAAAUCUUAAUGGCUAUCUUCUUUCUGCUAGUGAUGACCACACAAUUUGUCUUUGGGACAUAAACGCCACUCCAAAAGAGGGACGCGUGAUCGAAGCUAAGUCAGUGUUCACGGGACACACGGCCGUAGUGGAGGAUGUGGCCUGGCAUCUGCUACAUGAAUCGCUUUUCGGCUCCGUCGCCGAUGACCAAAAACUCAUGAUCUGGGAUACCAGGUGUAACAACACAUCGAAACCGUCGCACACAGUCGACGCUCACACAGCAGAAGUGAAUUGCCUAAGUUUCAACCCUUACUCGGAGUUCAUACUAGCCACUGGCAGCGCCGAUAAAACGGUGGCUUUGUGGGACUUGCGGAAUCUAAAGCUUAAGUUACAUUCAUUUGAAUCGCAUAAGGAUGAGAUUUUCCAAGUGCAAUGGUCGCCGCAUAACGAGACAAUACUCGCCAGCAGUGGAACUGACCGAAGAUUGCAUGUAUGGGAUCUAUCAAAGAUUGGUGAGGAACAAACUGCUGAAGAUGCUGAGGAUGGUCCUCCAGAACUUCUGUUCAUUCACGGAGGCCACACUGCUAAGAUUUCAGACUUUUCAUGGAAUCCCAAUGAGCCAUGGGUCAUUUGCUCUGUUUCCGAGGAUAACAUUAUGCAGGUAUGGCAGAUGGCAGAGAACAUCUAUAAUGAUGAGGAGCCGGAAACGCCCGCUUCAGAACUAGAGUCCGGGGUCAAUGUGAACCAUGGCUAG